CAGGGAGCCGCCAGUCUUAGAGUCCUUGCACGUCUGCUCUCAUCUUUCUCAGCCAAGACUCACCAUGGUGGACGCCUUCGUGGGCACCUGGAAGCUAGUGGACAGCAAGAAUUUCGAUGAUUACAUGAAGUCAAUCGGUGUGGGUUUUGCUACCAGGCAGGUGGCCAGCAUGACCAAGCCUACCACAAUCAUAGAAAAGAAUGGGGACACUAUCACCAUAAAAACACAGAGCACCUUCAAGAGCACCGAGAUCAGCUUUAAGCUGGAGGUGGAGUUCGAUGAGACAACAGCAGAUGACAGGAAGGUCAAGUCCAUUGUGACGCUGGAUGGAGGCAAACUUGUCCAUGUGCAGAAGUGGGACGGGCAAGAGACGACACUUGUGCGGGAGCUAAGUGAUGGGAAACUCAUCCUGACACUCACCCACGGCAGUGCAGUUAGCACUCGCACUUAUGAGAAAGAGGCAUGACCUGCCUGUGCCAUCAUUGACUGCUCCUCCGCCAAUCGGCUACCCCUCGACUCAGUACCACAUUGCCUCAUUUUUUUCCUCUGGCAUUUUGUAUAAAUUCAUCUUGGCUGAGGAAUUCUUCUGGGGUCAGGUGCCACCAGCCUGGAUCCAGAUCCAGUUCCCAUUGAGUAUCUGGUUUGUUUCUUUUUAAGUGCAUCCAAAGGGUGCUGAGGUUAAUAAAGCAGAGCCAAGGACA
Cynocephalus volans (Philippine flying lemur) is the source of this 701-nucleotide messenger RNA. It is a transcript of the gene FABP3, whose product is annotated as fatty acid binding protein 3. Gene Ontology annotation, biological process: long-chain fatty acid transport. The transcript has 4 exons. The record is from RefSeq and is a predicted model, not a curated record. Lineage: Eukaryota; Metazoa; Chordata; Mammalia; Dermoptera; Cynocephalidae. Gene Ontology annotation, cellular component: nucleus; cytosol. Bases 65 to 466 code for a protein of 133 amino acids. Gene Ontology annotation, molecular function: long-chain fatty acid binding.